Molecule: messenger RNA, 351 nt
Organism: Penicillium robsamsonii
Lineage: Eukaryota; Fungi; Ascomycota; Eurotiomycetes; Eurotiales; Aspergillaceae
Exons: 1
Coding region: 1-351 (116 amino acids)
Source: RefSeq, a predicted model, not a curated record
AUGGUCCAGACCUCCCUACAGCGUCUGCGUAAUCCUCUUGUGCGCUACAUUUGCGGCGAUGUUGCCUCCUUUCACCCCCUCCCCGCAUCUAUCCAGUCUCAACUAACGCCCGAAGAUGCAUCGCACUUCCGUGUCGUGCGCGUCUACGGCCGUGACCAAAAUAUCAGCUUUGAUUGGUACGGGGAGUACUUUGAAUUCCCAGUCGUGCAGCGCUUGUUCCAGACCGAGUCCUGGGGCAUUCUGCAGUACCAGGUCAUCCGGCGAUAUCACGAGGUGGACACGCAGGAUAUUAGCGUUGUGCUUGAAAUUCGACUACUGCGAGAUUUGGGCGCUGGCAAGAUCAGUGAUUAG